Messenger RNA from Protopterus annectens (West African lungfish), 2965 nucleotides. RefSeq names its product potassium voltage-gated channel modifier subfamily G member 3 (gene KCNG3). Gene Ontology annotation, biological process: protein homooligomerization; potassium ion transmembrane transport. The record is from RefSeq and is a predicted model, not a curated record. Lineage: Eukaryota; Metazoa; Chordata; Ceratodontiformes; Protopteridae. Gene Ontology annotation, molecular function: delayed rectifier potassium channel activity. Bases 274 to 1593 code for a protein of 439 amino acids. The transcript has 2 exons. Gene Ontology annotation, cellular component: voltage-gated potassium channel complex; membrane.
GACUUGCAGUUUUCGUCUGACAGUUGUGAAGCUAGCAUCAGUUCAGGACUUCAUAGCGUUUACUGAUCUCUCAUACUCUUUUACUUACCUGUCCUGUGGACUCCAGGAAGAUGGUUGUCAGCUGUCGCCUGCUUACUGUUCCUGACAGCAGUGACAGGAGACAUGGGCUUAUCCCUAGCUGUGGGGCACUGCUGGCCCGGGAAGUAAUACAAGACGUGUUGAUUUCUGAACACUGUCUGUGGAAGUUCUAAAAGAGGAAGAACUUGGCUAACCAUGAACUUUAGACGCGGAACUUUUAUUCUAAAUGUGGGUGGUAGCCGGCAUCGCUUCCCCAACGAAGUGCUGGCCAGUUUCCCACUGAGAAGGGUCAGCCGCUUGCAUGGCUGCGCAUCAGAGCAAGAGGUACUGGAAGUGUGUGAUGACUACGACCGGGAACGUAAUGAAUACUUUUUCGAUCGUCACUCGGAGGCUUUUGGCUUCAUCCUUCUCUAUGUCAAGUAUGGCAAGCUGCGUUUUGCUCCUCACAUGUGCGAGCUCUCUUUUUAUAAUGAAAUGCUAUACUGGGGCUUGGAGGCAGCACAUCUCGAGUACUGUUGUCAAAGGCGGUUGGAUGACAGGAGAUCCGAGACUUACUAUGCCUGUUACUCGGACGAGUCAUCUAAAGAAGAGGACGAUGAGAGCUGCCCAGCUAUUCCCAGUACAAUCAGGACUCCAGAGCCUCAAACGUCUCAUGGCGGCAAAAAGUGGCUGGAGAGGAUGAGGAGGACCUUUGAGGAGCCCACGUCUUCUGUGGCUGCGCAGAUCUUAGCCACAGUCUCUAUUCUAUUUGUUAUCGUGUCCAUGGUAGUGCUAUGCGCUAGCACCUUACCUGACUGGAAAACGGCCGAAAACAACAGCGUGGAGGAGCACAGGUAUACCACAGAGAGUUUAAUGGCACCAUCAGGGAUAAUUGAGGCUGUGUGCAUUGGCUGGUUCACUGCAGAAUGUAUAGUAAGGUUUAUAGUGUCACGGAACAAGUGCGAGUUUGUCAAGAAGCCCCUGAAUAUCAUUGACUUGCUGGCCAUUUCACCUUACUACAUUUCUGUUUUGUUGACCAUUCUUACUGGAGAGAAUUCUCAGCUGCAGAGAGCUGGGGUCACACUAAGGGUUCUCAGAAUGAUGAGGAUCUUUUGGGUGAUCAAACUUGCCAGACACUUCAUUGGCUUACAGACACUUGGGUUGACACUCAAACGCUGCUACAGAGAAAUGGUGAUGCUGCUUGUGUUCAUCUGUGUUGCCAUGGCAAUUUUUGGGGCACUUUCUCAGCUCUUAGAACAUGGACUGGACCUUGAAACCAAAAAUGAAGACUAUGCUAGCAUUCCUGCUGCCUGCUGGUGGGUGAUCAUUUCUAUGACUACUGUCGGCUAUGGAGAUAUGUACCCUAUCACUAUGCCUGGAAGAGUUCUUGGUGGUGUCUGUGUAGUUAGUGGUAUUGUUCUUCUAGCAUUGCCUAUUACCUUCAUCUACCAUAGCUUUGUCCAGUGCUAUCAUGAACUGAAGUUUAGAUCAGCUAGGUACAGUAGACCCAUCUCCACUGAAUUUUUGAAUGGGUAAUCAGUGGUGGUUUCUUGCCUUUCUUUAUAUAUGAAACUGUAGUACACUGAAGCUAUGUUCCAGCUUGUUUUGAUUCAAAUGUAUUUUGUGAAGAGACUCGCCUGUUAUCUGCAGCCUUUUAUAGAAAGAAAUAUUCUUAUAUAAUUUAAGUAAAAAUGAAAAAAAAAAUAUUUAGCUGGUAAAAAUGUAAUUGCACUGCAGCAUUCAGAGAAAUUAUUCACUACUCUUUGCAUUUUUUGUUAAAGUAACAUCAGUCUUUCAGUGUGGAGGUGAGUUGUGAUAGAAACAUGUACUGCAUAUAUGUCUAUGCUAAAAAUAAGAUGCACAGAAUUAGUAUUUGUUAAGCAGCUUUUAUUUCUUUAUUUUUUCAUUAUGACCCUUCUGCUAAUUUUUAACUGUUUUCCCUACUGACAGUGCCACCUUAACGAUAAGUUAGCUGGAGAACUGUAACUUGGCCAAAAUUAACAGCCAAGAUCAACAUCCUGUGUUGCACCAUAAUGUACAUUAACAGAUAAAAUGUAGAUUUUCUUAAUUAUGCCUGACUCUUACACUGUGAAAGUUAAUGGUAACAAAGAUUCAUUCUGCAUUAAAAUCAAACUGCCACAAUCUGUAGUUAAAAACUCUCUGCCACUCGAAACUGUUUAAUGCUGAUUUUUUUAUGGAGAAGUUUGGGAAGGAGUCAAACAUUAUGGUUGUCUUUUUGACAUAACAUUUUAUGGCAUAAAUGUCAGUCCUCUGCUACCCAAGAUGAGCAGAUUUUGUUUGCUCAAACAUGUUUCUUCUACUGGAGUAGGUUUCAAUUAACUGCCGUGCUAAUCUGUUGAAUGGUACUUCUAGGUGUUUCUACCCCCCCCCACACACAUAUAAAAACUGUAAGAUGAACACAUCAGUAUUUCAUGGUUAAUUCAAUGGUGUAAUAGUUUCUCAUGUUUCAUUGGUAUGCAGUUCAUUCUAAUAUCAUAUUGGCUUUCUUGGCUAAGAAGUUAAAAUGAAUAUUAUCCUGUAUUUUUAAAGGAACAUAAUUUUGUCUGCCUGCCAGUAGCAUAUAGGAGAUUGGAAAGAUCUGUAAACUAAAUUAAAAUUCAUAUUAUAAAGUGCAUCAGACUUCUACAAGAAUCACAUAAACUCACUACAUUGCUCUUGUAUUGAGAAGUCCCAGUAUGGAGUGAAGGCUCAUUGAACGGCACUGUUCUUAAAUUCGAUUGGACUUUCCUUGGCAGUCUCCUCAACAUCACUGGUAACACUGCUAAUUUUUAUUUAAAGUUAGGGUUUGCCAAGGAAUGAUUAAGGUUGUUCUGUUACAUCAUAAAGAUAUGAAGUGCAUGUGCAUGUCUGCUUGUGUGUGUGUGUGUGUGUGUGUGUGUGUGUGUGU